AUGUAUCCUCGCUCUGUGAACGGCCACGCUCAUCAGUAUAAGAAAACCUCGAUGGGUUCGAUCUCGUCCCCAGGCUCCACGUAUUCGAGUCUCCUCUCUCCAGCAACGACCACAAACUCGUCCCUCUAUACAUCCGUCAACAAUCAAACCUCCAAUACUGUAUUAGCUAAUAGUUCAAGCUUUAUGGACUACCUCAUGAGCUUGGAUGAUGUCCCUCUCGCCGAUCCGAACCUCAACGCCGCCAUUCCGAACAACAGCCAGGUCUACCACGCUGGAGGAAUUCCACCGUCCUUUUUCAAUCAGGUGUCUAACGAAGGAUACUUCAACACCGGAAGUCCUACUUUCUCCAAUAGCGCACCUGCGUACCCCAUGAAUUCUACCGUGCUCUCGCGCAAUCCGAGCGUGUCUUCCGACUUCGGUGGAUCUCAGUUCUCGUACGCGACAACUGUACCAGCUACUCCCAGUACUUUUUCCCCAGCCGCCUUUAAUUCAUCUCGAGCAUCUUCCGUCUCUUCUUCUUCCACAACUUCUCCCCCUACUCCUCUUAUAUCUCCUCGUGAUAGUCCGGCGUACGCUUCUUCGCGUUCUCUUGGCGCAAAGGAAGACAAAAACAAAACUAAAGUUCAGAUGAAGCGCACUCUUACACGGAGGGACACAGAAUUGAUAGACCCACCAACAGUACCUUCAAAUGCCCCAAUCACAGUAACGUGCUCGAAGAAAUCGUUCUCGCUUCCAUGCAGUAAAGUUGGCGUGUUGCAAGGAAAUUGGCCUAACAGGACAAGCGCUCCCAUUCCGACCGGCUUCAUGGAAGAAGAGGUCCCGGUCCGCAUCCCUCUACCAAACUAUGUGGUCGAUGGGGGCGGAUACACGCUCCCCAAGACAGAAAUCAUCAUGUUCAAACCUAUUCCAGACAAAAAGCAGGCCCUUCACGCUACCCCGAUGGUGGAUUGCCUGAGCGGUUGGGGUUUAGAGGACCCUGACGCCGUGAUUGAAUUCCAGCGUUACCAAAUGGAUUCCGACUCUAUCAUUCAACUCAAGAUUAUCUGGCCUUCGUACCCCAAACUUCAUUGGGUGGCGGAAAUCCCAGCCUUCUCUCGGUUUGCGGGAAAGUCGGAUAGGACGCCCAUCACGCGCCGUGAGCUUGCGUACUGGAUCGCGGUGGUCUACCAGAAUUUCACCUUGGCGUGCAACAUUGGAUCCUACAUGGACGAAACCAUACAGUGUCGCCCAGAUGAUCGCUGGCGCCUAGCACCUGGCUGGUACACUUUCGAGAGGAUGCGGCUCUGCUCUAUCCGGAACACUGGCGGCCUCUGGCAGGCAGAGAUUCGUGUGCUGACGGAUCUCGACUAUGACCGCUAUAACUUUAGGAUGCCUAUGCGACCAUAUGACGCCCUAACGGAAGCUCAUUCCCCUGUCUCCGGUGCUUCCCCUUCUCAGAAGAAAAAGUCGCCCGCGAGGCGCUGA
Cyclocybe aegerita is the source of this 1464-nucleotide messenger RNA. Lineage: Eukaryota; Fungi; Basidiomycota; Agaricomycetes; Agaricales; Hemipholiotaceae. The record is from the annotation of a GenBank genome assembly.